This is a messenger RNA of Pestalotiopsis fici W106-1, 2148 nucleotides long. RefSeq lists its product as uncharacterized. The record is from RefSeq and is a predicted model, not a curated record. NCBI's taxonomy places the organism in Eukaryota, Fungi, Ascomycota, Sordariomycetes, Amphisphaeriales, Sporocadaceae. The transcript has 3 exons. Bases 1 to 2148 code for a protein of 715 amino acids. Gene Ontology annotation, cellular component: nucleus. Gene Ontology annotation, molecular function: transcription cis-regulatory region binding; DNA-binding transcription factor activity, RNA polymerase II-specific; zinc ion binding. Gene Ontology annotation, biological process: positive regulation of transcription by RNA polymerase II.
AUGGACGCCAUGAUGCCCAUGUUAUCAGACCAUGGAGACAUGUCCUGGUCAGAAGGCCAAAGUUCAUCAUCCCCAGACGACAAUAACAGCAACAAUAACUUGAACCCCCUUUCCCGGUCGCCAAUCUGGGCCACGCCAACAAUGACAGCAACGGCAACAACACGUUUGGAGACUGGCCAACUAUCGCCUGUUAGUACUGAGCUGGAGAUGCCCGCAGUAACAGCUAGCCUUCCACAUCUGAUACACUCGGCAACCUCGUCGAGUCACGGCUCGUGGACAAGUUACAGUGAAGGCGACGAUGCUGACCAAGAGCACGAUCAUGACCUUGAUAACGAGCAUGAACAUGAUGUCCAAUGGGACAACCACUCAGAUGACAUGUUAAUUCCCAAGUUGGAACCAACAGAGGACGAUGACUUCCACAUGGAGGACUUGAGAGAGGCACCACUGACGACGCCGAGACCCGCGUCUGGAAACCCGGCACAAGGCUUGAAGACGAAAAGACCACGAGGUCGGCCGCGGAAACACCCAUUGACGCCGCACGUAGCAACAAACAAAGUAGCCAAGGGAAGGUCAAAAACAGGUUGUAUCACUUGUCGCAAGCGCAAGAAGAAGUGCGACGAGGCAAAGCCUCGAUGCAUGAAUUGUGAAAAGAAUGCUGUCGUGUGUGAGGGCUACAACGAAAAGACGAUAUGGAAAAGCGGAAAAGAAAAGGCCGACGAAGCAGCACGUCGAUCAAGUCAGGAACUCCCAGUCAUUACACUGCAGCCAAUCUUUCAAGGCGUUGAGACGCCAGAAGAUAUGGUCUUCCUGAACCACUAUAUUAGCCACCUGAGCGGCGUGCUCACAGUGGAAGGACAGUUCAAGAACGCCUUCAAGGAUAUGCUACUUCAAAUGGCAGUCGAACACCGUGGACUGAUGCAUUCUAUCCUAUGUUUGGCAAGCAAACAUAUUGACUAUAAUACACCCUAUGGCGCCAAACUCCUCGAGUCCAACCCUAAAAUCACUGCAGAAAGUCUGGCGGCACGAUCCGAGUUUCAUCAUCAGGCGGCCAUGACCAAAUUCUACGAAGAUAUCAACCAGGAGACCAACACAGACCUGGCUAAACAGACAGUCAAUCUGUCGGUCCGGUACGGGCAAAUGCUUUGCCUACUGCUCAAGUCCAUGGUCGAGGGGAAAUCCGACGGCGAGCACCGUCUCCAUCUCCAAGCCUACAAGGGGCUCAUCCAGGCAUCACCACCAGCCGAUUCUGGAUUCCUGGUGUUCAUCACCGAGUUCUUCCAGUUUCACGUCUAUGCCGACGAGCUCAUUCGUUACCCGGAUGUGCGCGCACCUCGGUUAGCCCAUGAGGACUGGGUACCAUGGCUUCCGAUUCAACCUGCGCGAUUGAUCGGCGUUGCUGAUGGCCUCUUCAAAUUUCUCAGCCAAAUCACCACCAUCCGCAAUACGAUACGCAACAAUAUGCUCAAUGAUGUUGACCCGGUAGUCGACUACGCCUCGCUCUUUCGGGCAGCAGAGAUAGACGCUGCUAUUCGGGAGUGGACGCCACACUGGCCACCAGGUGACAGCCGCGAGCGCGUUGGACUUCUUUACAAGCAGAUGAUGUGGGUGUACCUCUUUAGAACCAUUUACCCGCCAUCUACCACGACGGCAACACCGCCGGCCAUGCCUACGGAUCAGUAUAAUCGACCAACCUCACCGCCACUUUCACCAACUUCACCCGUCCACUCGGCGCGCGACCCACACGCGACGACGGACCGGUUGCGAGUAGCGAGUCAUGCGCUUAGCAACAACUGCCGCGGCGAAUCGCCCGCGCCUAUACGCUACCCGCCACACCACGAUGCGCGCAUUACCGUCGCCGUCGACGAGUCCUUGGCCAUCCUAGACUCGAUCAAGCCGAGCGACCCAUGCCAGACCUUGCUCCUCAUCCCCUGCCUCAUCAUUGGCUGUGCCAGCUUUGCGCCGUCGCAGCAAAACCGGAUUCGCAACACUUUGAAGGGUGUUCGCGGUUACACGGGCCUGCGCAACUGCGAUCGCCUCAUGGAGCUGCUCGAAGAGAUGUGGAAGCUGAUGGAGCGCGGCGACUGGGCGGCCGUGUGGGACUGGCAGGCCGUUGCCAAGGGCAUGGGACUCGACUUUUGCGUGGCAUGA